This is a messenger RNA of Cladocopium goreaui, 1287 nucleotides long. NCBI's taxonomy places the organism in Eukaryota, Dinophyceae, Suessiales, Symbiodiniaceae. The record is from the annotation of a GenBank genome assembly.
AUGGCACCCACAGCGCUGUCAAUGCCAGAGCCAGGUUUCGCUGCUGGCUCGAUUCCCAGUGGCAUGAAAACCUCAGUGGCCUCUGUUGGGCCAGUCGUUUCAAAGUCAGUGCAGGAUGCCACCUUUUCAAGAGCGUUGCUGACUAAUUGUCGGGUUACUGAAAUCUUGUUGCCUUGGGAGUCUGGAUUUUACAAGGAAUUUUUCAGUGAUGAACCUUUUGAGCAGUUGGUCCCAAAGAUGCCUGUGAGCGAUUUUUGCGAUUUUGGUGUUGCGCCCGAACCUCAGCAUGUCGCUCAGACUCUGGCAGGUGUUGCAUCUGAUUCAAAUCCAAACCCCAUCUUUUCGAGAUUUGUGGAGUGUAAAGAUGAUGGAUCUUAUGCCGCAAAGCAAGCCAGUUUGCGAAAUGUUGCCCUGAACAAGUUCCUUGUAGUUUUGAAGCACGACCUGAGUGGAAGUGUUGAUAGUGCCUACAGUGAACUUCAUGAGUGUGCAGGUGGAGAAGCAGGCCCAACUGGCUUGCCUCAUGCUGACAGCCAUGCUGGAGACCAUGCAGAGGUGGCCGAAGAUGGCACUGAAAAGGCGAGUCUGCUGUCAUACCUUUUCCCACCCAAAGCCGUUUCUCAGUUCGAUACCGCACCUGUCCAUACUCCGAUGUCACCGGACGAGAUCGUGCGGUUCACCGCGGCCAUAUCCAUUUGUUUGGCCUUUUUAGAGCCGGCUCACCCCAGUGAGACGAUGGCCCAGAACAUGCAGGAAGAGCGCAUCACGAACUUCGACAAGAUGAUUACCGCGUGCCGCAACAUCUUGCAGGUGUGUGGGCAUCCAAAGUAUCUCUCCUCCAUAUAUGAGUUGUGGCACCAAGCAAGUCAGUCACUGUACUUGCUUGAGCGCAUGAUGUGGCCAGAGCAGCCACCCGAGACUGCUCUGCAUUUGAUUCUGCCUGCGGCCAAUCGGCCCUUGACCGACUUGAUGCUGGACUCCUUUGAUGAGCACCACACCAGCAUCUUCCAGGCCAUCCCUGCGCUCGAGGCUUUUCACACCUGGUUUACCCAGGCAUAUGAUACAUCAUUACACAAUGAAUUCAAUGUUGUCCUCCUUGAUGCCAUGCUCCUCCUACGCAGCGUGGAAAUGCUCAUCCGGAUGAAGUUGCGCUUCCGGACGGCCCGUCCCCAUGGACCAUUGGCCGAUCCGAUUGAUCUUGAUGAAGAUCCCGCACCGGAAGUUGUUACGGCGGAACAGCAGCCUGCAGCCUCGAGCUCCACUGGCAGCACUCUGGAAUGGAUGUAA